Suillus discolor is the source of this 1257-nucleotide messenger RNA. RefSeq lists its product as uncharacterized. The record is from RefSeq and is a predicted model, not a curated record. NCBI's taxonomy places the organism in Eukaryota, Fungi, Basidiomycota, Agaricomycetes, Boletales, Suillaceae. The transcript has 2 exons. Bases 1 to 1257 code for a protein of 418 amino acids.
AUGACGAAAGCCACUACUGCUCCAGUCCAUCACAUGAACACUGACUCACGCGACAACAAACGCACCAGACAACCAUCCCAACACUCAGACAUGUCCCAAUCAGAGGAAGAAGCCCCAAGCUCUAAUAAGAAGCCUACCAUGGAGAAGAAUAGCGCUCCCCAACCUACCCCCCAGCCUACUCCCCAAGUCAAUCCAUGGCACUACCUUCAAACCGGAGCCAUGAGUGCGAACAGCAAUAUUGUUAACGGAGUACUUACUCUUAACAAUGGACUCAAGAUAACUGCGCCCCCAACCGGCAGCUUCCCAUCCCCGCAACUGGGACAGUCUGUCUGGUGCAACGUGACCCUCUCCUUAUGGGACAAAUGGCCCCAGAAAGAAGGACCCAAAGCCUGGGCGCGAACCUUCAGAGCCCAAUAUGAAGACAAUGCGCAGAUGACCAACAUCAAAAUGCGUAACCUCAUUGCGCAAGUUGUCGGAGAAGCGGCUGCCUCAUCCCUCCUAAUCAGCACUCCCUAUGCGGAAGAGGAACUAUAUGAACGACUCCCUCCUCCAUACCACUUCCUGAUCUCUGGCAUCCCACAAACUGCCAUCACAAGGCUGACGGGGCUAAGUGUAUGCUCCUCACCGGACAUCACCUGCUUCUUCAUACCCUACACCCAACCCCUCCCAAACUACAUAUGCACACUUGAACGAUUCACUUAUCCAGACUGUGAGGAAAGUAACACUGAAAUUGCGGCACUGGUCAAACAAACCAUUCGCAUGCACCCUGACAUAUCACACUUCAUCCACAAUCACAUCCCCUCGCCUGAUGCUGAGGCUGCCAUUAGAACCAUCGACUCUAUUCGAGUCUCUAGCCUCAACGUUGCGGUCUCAUGCACUAUCUCACACACAGUAUGGAACGUUUAUGUCGGAUCCCUCCCCAACCUGUCGCUUAAGGACUACUUCGAAUGGACCAAUCGAAUCCGCAACUUGCAAUUUGCCUUGGAAGACUACGGAACCGGUCUAGUCCGCUCAGAGGAAAAGCAAUUCCUCUGCACAGGAUGCAAGUCCUAUGACCACCCAACAGGCCUUUGCCCAUUCCCAAAAAUCAUAGGGUGGUUCGGCCCCUCAUCCAGCACUAACAAUGACAUGUCCAAUGCCUCCCUGGACAACAGGACACACAACGCGCACAACCCCAGAGGGAACUACGCCAGAGGCGGGAGAGGAAUGGUUAACAGAGGAAGAGGCCGCAGAAAGAGAGGAAGAGGACUCAACUAG